Molecule: messenger RNA, 2813 nt
Organism: Colletotrichum destructivum
Lineage: Eukaryota; Fungi; Ascomycota; Sordariomycetes; Glomerellales; Glomerellaceae
Exons: 5
Coding region: 160-2115 (651 amino acids)
Biological process (GO): regulation of DNA-templated transcription; DNA-templated transcription
Molecular function (GO): DNA binding; DNA-binding transcription factor activity, RNA polymerase II-specific; zinc ion binding
Source: RefSeq, a predicted model, not a curated record
AAAAAAAGUUGAGUUGAGUGCGUGUGAGAUCUGGCUGUUUUGUUCGUUGACAACAAUACGACGCGGAAAUUUUCUCCCUUCCUCUCCUCUCUUGGAAACAGCCAGCGCGGCCGCGUGCAGCGGCGGCUAUCGUCGAAUCAGAACCACAGAGACCAAAACAUGAGGAAACGAGCGUGUGAUUCCUGCCACAGGAGAAAGAUCCAAUGCGAUGGGGCUGUGCCGCAAUGCAACUGGUGCAAACACCAUGGGAUGACUUGCACCUUCAACCGCGCAGCCAAGGUGAAGAAGCGAGUGAGCACAACAAGGGCCGGAUCGGAGAAAGACCUGGUCGCCCGCCUCAACCGCAUCGAGCAGGCUCUGAAGGCGGCUCAACGCAACCAGGAGACAGGGGAGACGCGGGAUGCAUCCAUGUCUCCAGCGUCAUCCUCGGCGCCCUUGUCCGCCGGGCCAGACCCACCCGGUGCCCCCACCAACGGCACACGGGAAAAAGCCCAAGGCCGUGCCUAUGACUCAACAAUUCGCGCUUCCGGCGCAACCGUGGGCAAGAUUCACUUCGCCGGUUACUAUCUGGGAGACAUCAGCUCCUACAACGGCAUCCCCUUCUUCUCGCCCGAUGGCCAGGACUGGAUCCGAUCCAGGGCUGGAGAGGAUGCCUCGUUCCACACCCUCUUUGGCAUGGGACCGAUCUGGCAGGCACAGCACCCUGUCCCCGUUUUUCUGGAUGCCCCCCAGCCAAGCUCUGCGGGAGAGUUGCCCGAUAGGACCGUCGUCGAGGAGUAUCUGGCCCUCUUCCGAGCGUCCCGCUUCGGCCUGUCGUUCCCAGUCAUCGACUACGUCCUGUUCCUGGAGACCGUCGACUUGGCGUAUCAGACGUCUCAGACGGUGUUGACGCUCGAAGUCGUCACGGCCAAAUCUUGCGUCUUCGCCUUCUUCGCCAUUGUCUCGCUCUUUCAGACGGAUUGGAAGUCGUCGCCCGAGAUAGAUGGGGAGGCGUGCGCCCGUGCGGCGCAAAACCUAAUGCCGACCAUUUUGCAAGGCACAAACAUCACUGCUGUUGAGACUGUCUUCAUGUUGAGUCUGUUCCACCUCUUCACUGGCCACCUCCAGCAAGGGGCCAUGUUCCAGGCUGCCACAUGUCGCAUCUUGUUCAUGCUAGGCGCGCACCUCGAGUCUGGCACGAGCCUCAGCCCUUGCCAGACGCCCUCGGCCGAGGAUGACGACCAUGCUUGGCGCGUAAGGAACCAGCUGCGGAGGCUCUUCUGGCUCUCGUUCAAGCUCGACAAAGAUAUCUCUCUCCGCACGGGCCAGCCCCCUACCAUCAACGACGAGCAUUGCGACCUGACGUUGCCACGGAUGGACUGGUGGGCACGCAGCAGCGACGACGAAGCUAGCGCCUCGCCGUCGUUCCUCGACGAGGCCACCGUCACCUCGGCCAUCCAGCCGGACUCGCUGCAGCUGACCAUCAUCAAGUCCAAGAUCUCCAGGAAGCUGUACUCGAUCUCGGCACUGAAGAAGGGAGACGCCGAGCUCCUCAGGGACAUCCGCGAGCUGGACGACGAGCUCGAGAGGUGGCGGGCGUCCGUGCCGCCGUCGUAUCGGCCGACCUUGACUUUCCCCCGGGGGACAGCCGUGGUCCGAAAGGGCCGGCUCGGCAUGGAGGAGAUUAUUCUCCACUUUGAGUACCAUUACCUGAUGGCCAUGAUCCACCGAGCGAGUGGUAGGUGCCGCUGUUGGGCCAGCGGCGAAAGCAGCGGCUUGGAGGGGGUGAGCUCGAGCCAGGCCCUGUCGGUGCAGGCGAGCCGAUCGACACUACACUUUCUCAAGGCCGCGAUCCAUGGCGUGGAGCAUGUGGCCUUCUGGCUGGUGGUGUUUUAUCCAAUGUCGGCGAUAUUGGAAAUCUUCUGCAACUUGCUGCUGCAGCCUCUGCAUCCGCAGGCGGAGGAAGACAUCGAGCUCCUGAAGUCCGUCCCGGAGCUCAUAGAAGGGAUGCGGAAUCGCCAGCUGACGCCGCAUGAGGUUGCGCAUGUGAAGAUCGUCGAUGCCUUCGUGGCGGAGCUGACGCGGCUGGGAACAUGCGCCAUCGCCAAGGCGCGGCGGGAGCAGCAGGUUUCUUGAGAGAACGGGGAGAGAAAUCGUGUGUGUGUGUGUGUAUGUGUGUCUGGUUUUGUCAUUUGUCGACGCGAUACGAAGCGGGCGCCGGGUCUAUUUCCAUCGGUAUCUGGGGUUUCCAUCAGCAUCUGGGCUGGCAGCCUUCGGCCAAACGGCUUUGUUGCAUAACCCCCCCCGGACUGGAGGAGAUUCAAAUGCGCGAAAUAACAGGAUGUAACAUUAGUAGAAGUAUCAUGGUGCAAACCACAUAAUAGUUGGAAAUAUCUGACGACUUGACGUUGAAUAUACUUUGCUGAAUCAGGUAGAAUGAGAUGAAAGCUGAUGUCCAGGCAAUCGAUUGUUAAAGAGACCGGGUGAAAGUAGCCGGUUCACUCCGGGCGGAACCCACUCCGGGCCCUCGGCUCCACUAUGGCUUGUGCUUUUUCCGGAAAGCAGGUUUAGCCGAUGUACCGAUUCACUGGCCCGGAGCUGGAACCAAUCACUCAAGGCUCAUGCCGCUUCGCCAUCACACCAUAUCUCCUGCGGUCCACCAGCCACUUCUGAACCUCGACACCACACCACACAGCAUCACCAACAACCAUUAUACCAAGUACAGCCAAUGACGCUACUCUCUACUUUGUGUUCAUACAUCGAUCAAGAUCCUCCUCCUCGGCCACAUCGCUUCACGAGUCACCCGUCGUUCCAUGUGGUCAUCUUCAUGGUGG